AUGUGGAGGAAAGCCAUAGCAACAACAGCAAGAGGCGUCGGCGCACUCCACUACCCAUGGCGCACGAUAGCACACGGCCACUCAACCGCCGUCUCCCCCUCCGACGCCGUCAACUCCAUCCUUCUCCGCUCCCUCAAAGAGCACUAUCUCGACGUCACGAAAAUGAACCCUCCUCCCAAAAUCAACCCUCCGUCGCCGUUCACCGUCGUUCAGGGCUCGCUCGACGGCAAUGGCCCGGCGCUCAAGCGGACUUUCGGCGACGAAGAGAUCACCAUAUCGGUGAUGCGAUUGGCUAAUAUUGUGCCCGGCGAUGGCGGAGAAGACGACGGCGCUGACGAUGGUGAUGACAUCAACCAGUUGUUCCUGCACGUCGACGUUUCGAAACCCGGGCAGAAGGAGUCUCUGCAUUUUCUUUGUGGGUUAUAUCCGGACGCUUUGGGGAUUCACUCUGUUUCCAUGCGCCCCAAAGCUGAUGCUGCGAGCUCUGUUGAAGACGGUUCCUCCUAUACUGGUCCUGUUUUUGAGUAA
Molecule: messenger RNA, 528 nt
Organism: Prunus armeniaca (apricot)
Lineage: Eukaryota; Viridiplantae; Streptophyta; Magnoliopsida; Rosales; Rosaceae
Source: the annotation of a GenBank genome assembly